AUGAGUUCUACCGCCGAGUACAAGAUUGACUUCACGACUUUCCAAAACGUGAUCAACAAUAAGCUCACCUCAACGGCAGGGACCAGACAUGGCGUAAACCCCAGCACGGAGGAAAAGCUCCCCGAGGUGCCUGUCUCCGGCCAGGAGGAGGUCGACCAGGCCGUGACAGCCGCCAGGGCGGCAUUCCCAGCAUGGCGUUCCAAGUCCUGGGAUGAGCGUAGCGCCCUUGUCCAGAAGCUCGCGGACGCGAUCGAGGCAAACCACGAUGAGAUCCGUGACCUCCUGGUGAACGAGUCGGGCAAGGCAUUCUCCACGGCCAACAUGGAGAUGCAGUUCGCCAUCGGGCACCUGCGCGUGACCUCUGGGCUCCGGAUACCAGAUGAGACCGUCGAGGACACGGCUGAGCGCACGGCAGUGGUCCGGUACCGGCCCCUCGGCGUCGGCUGCGCGAUUGUCCCCUGGAACUGGCCCCUGCUCCUGGGGGUGGGCAAGAUCGGGCCUGGUGUCAUGGCCGGCAACUCGAUCAUCGUGAAGCCCUCGCCCUUCGCUCCGUACACCCUCAUCAAGGUCGCCGAGCUGGCCGCCAGGAUCUUCCCUCCCGGCGUCAUCCAGGUGCUCAGCGGUGACGAGAGCCUGGGCCCGCGGCUCACGCUGCACCCUGGCAUCAACAAGGUCAGCUUCACUGGAAGCACAGCCACCGGCAAGAAGGUGGCGGAGGCCUGUGCGAAGACUGUCAAGAGGCUCACGCUCGAGCUGGGUGGAAACGACGCGGCGAUUGUGUGCGAUGACGCCGAUCUUGCCAAGGUCGUGCCAAAGGUUAGCACACUUGCCCUCAUCAGUUCCGGCCAGAUCUGCAUGAACGUCAAGCGGAUAUAUGUCCACGAGAAAAUCUAUGAUGACUUCCUGAAGGCCAUGGUGGACUUCAUCAGCAACAACCUGAAGUCCGGACCGGCGGCAGACCCCAACACGGGCGUCGGCCCUGUCCAGAACAGCAUGCAGUAUGCCAAGGUUCUCAACCUGUUCGAGGCGGCCGACAAGGAAGGGUGGAAGAUCGCCACCGGCGGCCUCAAGGAGAAGAAGGAGGGCAAGGGCUUCAUCCUGCCCCCCACCAUCAUCGACGACCCGGCCGAGGGCUCGCGCUUCGAGGCCGAGGAGCCCUUCGGACCGAUCCUGCCCGUCAUGCGGUGGUCCAACGAGGCUGACGUGGUCCGCCGCGCCAACGGGUUCGACUCGGGGCUCGGUGCCUCUGUGUGGAGCAGCGACAUUGCCAAGGCGACCAAGAUUGCCGACCAGCUGGAGGCCGGUAGCGUGUGGGUGAACACUCACUUCGAGGUUGGGCCGCACAUGCCUUUUGGUGGCCACAAGCAGGCUGGUCUGGGGAUGGAAUGGGGUGUUGUUGGCCUGAAGGGGUGGUGCAACCCUCAGGCAUUCUGGACCAGGAAGGACUAA
Molecule: messenger RNA, 1449 nt
Organism: Diaporthe citri
Lineage: Eukaryota; Fungi; Ascomycota; Sordariomycetes; Diaporthales; Diaporthaceae
Exons: 4
Coding region: 1-1449 (482 amino acids)
Molecular function (GO): aldehyde dehydrogenase (NAD+) activity
Source: RefSeq, a predicted model, not a curated record